Molecule: messenger RNA, 8456 nt
Organism: Dromiciops gliroides (monito del monte)
Lineage: Eukaryota; Metazoa; Chordata; Mammalia; Microbiotheria; Microbiotheriidae
Gene: AFDN
Product: afadin, adherens junction formation factor
Exons: 32
Coding region: 124-5175 (1683 amino acids)
Biological process (GO): regulation of protein localization; signal transduction
Cellular component (GO): adherens junction
Molecular function (GO): cell adhesion molecule binding
Source: RefSeq, a predicted model, not a curated record
GCCCGGCCCGGCCCCCCGGGGAGGAGGCGACAGCCCGCAGCGCUUAGCGGCGGCGGCGGUGGCGGUGGCGGCGUUGUUGUUGGCCAGAGCGGCUCGGGGCUUGGGAGAGCCAGGCGAGGGAGGAUGUCGUCGGCCGGCAGCCGGGAGGAGGAGCGGCGGAAACUGGCCGAUAUCAUCAACCACUGGAACGCGAACCGGCUGGACCUGUUCGAGAUCAGCCAGCCCACCGAGGAUCUGGAAUUCCAUGGAGUAAUGAGAUUUUACUUUCAAGAUAAAGCUGCUGGAAACUUUGCAACAAAAUGCAUCCGGGUCUCCAGCACUGCUACAACUCAAGAUGUCAUAGAAACUCUUGCAGAGAAAUUUCGACCUGACAUGAGAAUGUUGUCAUCUCCUAAAUAUUCACUCUAUGAAGUGCAUGUCAGUGGAGAAGAAAGAAGAUUGGAUAUAGAUGAGAAGCCUCUAGUUGUACAGUUAAAUUGGAACAAAGAUGAUCGGGAGGGCAGAUUUGUGCUCAAGAAUGAAAAUGAUGCCAUUCCUCCUAAGAAGGCUCAGAGUAAUGGGCCUGAGAAACAAGAAAAAGAAGGUGUGAUCCAGAAUUUUAAAAGAACUCUUUCAAAGAAAGAAAAAAAGGAAAAAAAGAAGCGAGAGAAAGAGGCAUUGCGACAGAUGUCUGAUAAAGAUGAUAGGCCUUUGCAUGGAGAUGACAUUGAGAAUUCUCGCCUGGCAGCUGAGGUGUAUAAAGAUAUGCCUGAAACCAGUUUUACACGCACAAUAUCAAAUCCUGAAGUGGUCAUGAAACGUCGGAGACAGCAGAAACUAGAAAAGAGAAUGCAAGAGUUCCGAAGCUCAGACGGCCGGCCUGAUUCAGGUGGAACCCUGAGGAUUUAUGCAGAUAGUUUAAAACCAAACAUCCCAUAUAAGACAAUCUUACUGUCGACCACGGAUACUGCAGAUUUUGCUGUGGUUGAAGCUUUAGAGAAAUAUGGUUUGGAAAAAGAGAACCCCAAGGAUUACUGUGUUGCCCGUGUUAUGCUUCCUCCUGGAGCCCAACAUUCAGAUGAAAAAGGUGCUAAAGAGGUUAUCUUGGAUGAUGAUGAAUGCCCUCUACAAAUCUUCAGGGAAUGGCCAAGUGACAAAGGAAUUUUAGUCUUUCAAUUGAAGAGGAGGCCACCUGAUUAUGUCCCAAAGAAAUUGAAGAAGCAAAUUGAUGGAAAACCACUAAAAGGGAAGGAAAGAGCUGACGGGUCUGGCUAUGGCUCUUCCCUCCCACCUGAAAAACUGCCCUACUUGGUAGAAUUAAGCCCAGGCAGAAGGAAUCACUUUGCCUACUACAGCUAUCACACUUAUGAAGAUGGUUCUGACUCCAGAGAUAAGCCAAAGCUCUACCGUCUACAACUAAGUGUCACUGAAGUUGGAACAGAAAAAUUUGAUGACAACUCCAUUCAGUUGUUUGGUCCAGGAAUUCAGCCUCACCAUUGUGACCUAACAAAUAUGGAUGGAGUUGUUACAGUUACUCCGAGAAGUAUUGAUGCAGAGACCUAUGUUGAAGGGCAACGCAUCUCAGAGACAACUAUGUUACAGAGUGGCAUGAAGGUUCAAUUUGGAACAUCUCAUGUAUUUAAAUUUGUAGACCCCAGUCAAGAUCAUAUCAUUACCAAAAGAUCUAUGGAUGGAGGCCUAAUGGUUAAAGGUCCAAGACACAAACCUGGAAUUGUCCAGGAGACGACUUUUGAUCUGGAAGGAGAUAUUCAUAGUGGAACAGCAAUGCCAACAAGCAAGAGUACCACCAGACUGGACAGCGACAGGAUAUCAUCAGCAUCUAGCACAGCAGAACGAGGGAUGGUGAAGCCAAUGAUCAGAGUAGAACAGCAACAAGACUAUAGAAGACAAGACAGCAGAACUCAGGAUGCCCCUGGUCCUGAAUUGAUACUUCCAGCAAGCAUAGAAUUCAGGGAAAGUUCUGAAGAUUCAUUUUUAUCAGCUAUUAUAAAUUAUACAAAUAGCUCUACAGUACAUUUUAAGCUGUCACCUACAUAUGUGUUAUAUAUGGCAUGUCGGUAUGUACUAUCAAGCCAAUACAGACCUGAAAUCAGCCCUACAGAGCGCACUCAUAAAGUCAUUGCAAUAGUUAACAAGAUGGUGAGCAUGAUGGAAGGAGUUAUUCAGGAGGUAGACCAGGUUGAUCAGAAGCAGAAGAAUAUUGCAGGGGCACUUGCCUUCUGGAUGGCAAAUGCAUCAGAAUUACUCAACUUUAUUAAGCAGGACCGUGAUCUCAGCCGAAUCACUCUGGAUGCCCAGGAUAUUUUAGCACACUUGGUUCAAAUGGCAUUCAAAUAUUUGGUCCAUUGUCUUCAGUCUGAACUCAAUAACUACAUGCCAGCCUUUCUGGAUGAUCCUGAAGAAAAUAAUCUGCAAAGACCUAAAAUAGAUGAUGUCUUGCAUACACUCACUGGAGCUAUGUCAUUGUUACGAAGAUGUAGAGUAAAUGCUGCCUUGACAAUUCAACUCUUCUCUCAACUCUUUCAUUUUAUUAAUAUGUGGCUGUUUAACAGACUCGUUACUGACCCAGAUUCAGGGUUGUGUUCUCAUUACUGGGGAGCUAUUAUUCGUCAGCAGUUGGGGCAUAUUGAGGCAUGGGCAGAGAAACAAGGCCUAGAGCUCGCUGCUGACUGCCAUCUUAGCAGAAUUGUACAGGCAACCACACUACUUACCAUGGAUAAGUAUUCACCUGAGGACAUUCCAAAUAUUAACAGUACCUGCUUUAAGCUGAAUUCACUACAGCUUCAAGCCUUAUUACAAAAUUACCAUUGUGCACCAGAUGAACCUUUUAUUCCAUCAGAUCUCAUAGAAAAUGUUGUAGCUGUUGCUGAAAAUACAGCUGAUGAAUUAGCACGUAGUGAUGGGAGAGAAGUGCAAUUAGAAGAAGAUCCUGAUCUUCAGCUACCUUUUCUUCUGCCUGAAGAUGGCUAUUCUUGUGAUGUUGUCCGAAAUGUUCCAAAUGGGUUACAGGAAUUUUUGGAUCCGCUGUGUCAGAGAGGGUUUUGUAGGCUAUUGCCUCAUCCACGUUCACCAGGCACUUGGACAAUAUACUUUGAAGGAGCAGAUUAUGAAAGUCACUUCAUGCGGGAAAAUACUGAACUGACGCAGCCUCUAAGAAAAGAACCAGAAAUAAUUACUGUGACACUUAAGAAGCAAAAUGGAAUGGGUCUUAGUAUUGUUGCUGCAAAGGGUGCAGGUCAAGAUAAACUUGGGAUUUAUGUGAAGUCUGUUGUAAAAGGAGGUGCUGCAGAUGUGGAUGGACGUCUGGCUGCAGGUGAUCAACUGCUUAGUGUGGAUGGUCGGAGUUUAGUAGGACUGUCCCAAGAAAGGGCAGCAGAGCUCAUGACAAGAACAGGUUCUGUGGUGACAUUAGAAGUUGCAAAACAAGGAGCAAUUUACCACGGCUUGGCUACUCUACUCAAUCAGCCUUCUCCCAUGAUGCAAAGAGUUUCAGAUCGACGAGGCUCAGGUAAACCCCGACCAAAGAGCGAAGGUUUUGAGCUAUAUAACAAUUCAGCGCAGAAUGGGUCACCUGAGAGUCCUCAGCUGCCUUGGACAGAGUAUAGUGAACCAAAGAAGCUCCCAGGAGAUGACAGGCUAAUGAAGAACAGAGCUGAUCACCGUUCUAGCCCUAAUGUAGCAAAUCAACCUCCUAGUCCUGGAGGGAAAAAUACAUAUGCCACUGGAACUUCAGCUAAGAUAACAUCUGUUUCUACUGGAAAUCUCUGCACAGAGGAGCAGACACCACCACCAAGACCUGAAGCUUAUCCCAUCCCAACUCAAACAUAUACCAGAGAGUACUUUACGUUCCCAGCUUCUAAAUCCCAGGAUCGUAUGGUUCCUGUUCAGAAUCAGUGGACCAAUUAUGAUGAAAAGCAACAGAUCCAGACAGAUAAUAAUCAUUCGGGAAUCAUAAUUCAGCGUGUUACUCGUUCCCAAGAAGAACUAAGAGAUGAUCAAGUUUACCAGCCAGAGUGUCAUCGCCAAGAUUCAGACUAUUUAGAAAGGAAGUCUGACAGUGACAUGUGGAUGAAUCAGAGCUCUUCAGUGGAAUCUAGCACGUCCAGCCAAGAAUUCCUGAACCAUUCUUCUAAGUCUGUUACCCCAGCUUCUACUUUAACCAAAAGUGGCCCUGGCCGCUGGAAAACACCAGCCGCUCUUCAGCCAACCCCAGUAGCUAUUUCCCAGCCUAUUAGAACAGACCUUCCUCCUCCUCCCCCACCUCCUCCCGUACACUACGCAGCUGACUUUGAGGGGGUUCCAAUGGAUUUGCCUCUCCCUCCCCCUCCUCCUCUGCACCAGGUAGGUCCUCAGUCUGCUCCUGCGGCAGCUGCAGAACGUAAAAAGAGAGAGGAACACCAAAGGUGGUAUGAAAAGGAAAAGGCUCGUUUAGAGGAAGAGAGAGAGAGGAAACGAAGAGAACAGGAAAGAAAGCUGGGGCAAAUGCGCACUCAGCCCCUAAACCCCACCCAGCUUCCUCCUGUACCUGUCCAGCAGAUAAAGCCAGAAAAGCCAUCUACAUUACAGAGACCCCAAGAAACAGUCAUCCGGGAGCUGCAGCCCCAGCAGCAGCCACGGACAAUUGAGCGGAGAGAUCUGCAGUACAUCACAAUCAGCAAAGAAGAACUUUCUUCUAGUGAUAGCUUGUCCCCUGACCCAUGGAAACGGGACGCCAAGGAAAAGCUGGAGAAGCAGCAGCAAAUGCACAUCGUAGACAUGCUAAGUAAAGAGAUUCAGGAUCUUCAAAACAAACCAGAUCGUACAGCAGAAGAAAAUGACCGCUUGCGAAAACUCAUGUUGGAGUGGCAGUUCCAGAAGAGGCUCCAAGAAUCAAAGCAGAAGGAUGAAGAUGAUGAGGAUGAGGAAGAUGAUGAUGUAGACACCAUGUUAAUAAUGCAGCGCCUAGAGGCUGAAAGAAGAACCAGGGUAAAGGGGAAAAAUCCUUUGGGUCAGACUGCUAUGCCAGCAAUCUCUGUUCUAGAUUUGUUACAGGAUGAAGAACGUAGACGUCAGCAACAGUUAGAAGAGAUACGUAAACGGGAAGCAGAAGACAGGGCCAGACAGGAGGAAGAUCGUAGGCGCCAAGAGGAGGAGCGAGCAAAGCGGGAUGCUGAAGAAAAGGUUAUGGUCCUCUGAGGGCCCAAACAUCAAUGUUUGGCUUGGGCAAAGGGAAAUAGAAAUGCCAUAUCCCUAAGAUGUACAUGACAAAAACAGGGCCUGGAUCCCCAACUUUUAUUAUUGGACCUAGUCUGGCUCUACCUACCUCUCUUCUGAACUUUGUCUCCAAGCUCCUUUAUCUCUCUCAAGCACUUGAACUCCAAUACUUGAUCUGUUCAGCAAGGGGCCUCUGUCUAAAGAAUCCAUUUAUCCUGGGCUUAUAACCCAUAUCUGACACUAAGUAGCAUGUUGUUGUUAUGGUGAUAUUUGUUUGAACAUGAAAAAGUUUAAUUUACUAAGUUAACUCAAUCCUAAUUAAUGCUGGAGAUCUUAUUCUAUUCAAAACAAAACAAUGACUUACAGAAAAUUGAAAGGGAAAGAUUUAAUUUUAGAAUGUUAACCUGCUUAGUCUGCUCCAAAAAAAAAGUAUUUGUUGAUUACAAAGUGUUAGCUGUCUCACUCAAGCAACCCUUUCCUUGGAAUUCCAUUUUGAAGUAGCACAGAAUUUUAGCAGAUAGUCUCAGGAAAUGGGAAUCUUACAUUGUCCAGAUGUUGGUUUCUUUGCAUCUUGUGUUCUUAUGAGUGAGCUUAAUAUUAAAAUAUUAAGUAUCUCUUCCUUUUGCUGAGGCCCUUUAAUGUAAGAGAGGUUCUAACCACCAUGUUUUGCACUGUUUGGUUUGUUCUAAGAUCACUGCUUGUUGCUGUAUGUGAUUUUGGAGAAGCUGUUUUCUUUGUCUCUUUCCUUCUAAGAAGCCUCUGAUUCUCACAACUUCAUAUGGGGAAAACUCAAUAUCUAUGAUCAUUCACCAUUUCUUCAUUAAUGCAAUGAAGUAUAUUAGUAGGAAGUACAAAAUAAAGUAAUUCUCAGGAAAUAUUUUGUCAAAAUGGAAUCUCUUAAAACAUGAAGCAGUCAAAAAAAAUUGUUGGAAAAUUCAUUUAAAAUAGAGUUGGAGAAAAUACCAUAAGGAACCAUACUUCUUUAUUGAAAUAGAUGAUUCUUGUCUGUUAUAAGCCUUUACUCUUUCUUAACAUUUAUGAUAAAUGCUUUGCGGUGGAUCCAAACAGCUUGUGGGAUAUUCUCAAAGAGAUCAAGCAUUCAAGACUAGUUUUUAUUGUAAUCAAUUUAUGUUUGUAAAUGGAAACUGAAGGUCAUUAUAAGAACUACCGACCUAAGGAAUUCAGACUUGCAAAACCAGAACCAGUCAGCAUUCUGGAUAUUUUGUGGUCUUAUGCUAAUCCAUGGAAUUCCCUUUUCUGGCUGUUUUUAAGGGAUUGAGUUUUUUCAGAUCAGUGCUAACUCGACUAUCUUGUAUUCUUCAAGACUCAAAAAAAAAAAAUCUUCAGUAAAACCUGUACAACUGCCAAGAGCUUCAUCUGCUUUAGGUACAAAGUUGUAAUAAUAGUUUAGAGAUUUGCCAAAAGAUAGUCUGUAGUUUUAGCAUCAAAAUACUACACAAUCAGAGAGGAAAGGACAAAUUGUAUUGAACAAGACUUUGUCUUUGAUUUCUGAAAAUGCAUCCUCAAACUUCCCUAACUAUGUUGACUACAAUUGUGUUUUAGCAACUACUGCUAUAUUUGAUGAUGGGUCAGUGAAACUGGAAGUUGGAAGUAUGUUAUACUGAGGUUGUCCAAAAUCAAUGGCUUUGCUUUGUUAUAGAAGAAAGAUUGUUAUUUGUUGGUUAGAAUAAAGUUUGUGUCAUGCAAUUAAUAUCUGCUCGAGAUAUCGUUAUCUCAGAAACUAUCUGGAAUUUUGCUACAAAUUAACCUGCAUCUUGGUUAAGUAAAAAAUGACAGCUAGUGAAUAUUUAACCGAGUUCCCCCUUGAAUGUUGUUGGAACAGCCUGUCUUCAUAAUAUUGGCAUGUAACAAACCAAGUUAUUAGAAUUCUUAGUGAUUGCCUAAAUGUAUAGAUAUAACGCUGAAUUUUAUCAUUUCUCUAGGAAUAUUUUGCCCUAUGAGGAUAAGAUAAAAAAAAAUCUUUGCUGUAUUCUUUCCUUAACAUGAGUUUUUCAGUUCCUACAGAUAUUAUUGCUUAUUAGGAAUGAGGAGAGGAUGUUGUAUUAAAGGGAACAUCAGAGAUUGGCAUAUAUUUUUUGAGAGAUAAUCUAACCAGAACUUAAAAGAUAUUUAGACAUUGAAGCAUUUUUCUGCAUCAUGAAUGAAGAACAGGCAAAAAAUGGAAAAGGGAGCUAUAAAUUUUAUUCCCAUGCCAAAGGAACCCCCAAACUUAGGAGUCUUUUGUAAAAAUGAGUUUGGAAAGUGUUUGGUUUUCCAUUAUUUAGUAUUGAAAAGUUUUUCAAGCUAAGGAAUACAACUUUUGUUUCAAAAAUAAUCUACACACUCCUUCCCUAUUUCACCUUCACUUGUCCUUCUUUGAAACUUUUGUCAAUCUUUAAGAAAAUGUGCUAUUAUAUUUUUUAUUGUGAAAAUAGCUAAUUUCAUUAACACACACUGUCAAUUACAGUCUGUGCAGAUGUAUGUCCAAAAAAAUGUAUCAUGUGUGUCAGCAUAUUCAGAUUUCUUGUUCCUGUUGCUAUUGAUGCCUAACUUUCAUUGUCUGUCUAUUAGGGAGUACAUUAAGUUUUGAAAUAUGAAUUAAGAACUAUGGGAAGCAUGUGCUGUUUACUUGGGGGACAUGCCUUUUCAAUUCACAUUUUUCAAUUAAUUGCCCUUUGAAAACCAGGAGGUAAGCUAGAUGAUUAAAUUUUAAGAAAUGUAUUUCCAAAGAAUAGUUAUAAAUCUGAAUUUACUUGGGCUUGCUUCAUGGAAAAUAUCUUACAAAAGUAGCUUAGAAGUGGUCACCUCCUUAAAUGUCCUUUAUUAGGACCCUAACUCUAUAGCCUAUUUAUAGGGGUUUUUUUCCUAGGUUGUUUGGGUUUUUUUUUUAAAUAAACAUUUUUUUAAAUAAACAUUUACAGCAGUAGCAGGUAAGUUAAUAUUUAUGCUUUAGUCAGAAAUGGUCUCUUGCAAAUGAAUAAAAGCAAGAGUGACAGAAUAAUCAUAGAUGGGGCUAGAUGGGGCUGUGCCGGGCCUUUAGUCCUCCCCACCCUUUCAGAAUGAAGACAUUCCAUUCUAUUUCAGAGAACAAGAUCUCCAGGAUGAUCUGAACAUUUUUAUCAUUAGCACGUUGUUUACAUUACUAAAUGGAUUCAGCUUGGUUGUAGAAUGGGUUUGGAUGGUUUAAAAAAAAAUCCCCUGUAAAGCCGUAGUUGGGUCUACUUCAUGUUUCUUCCUUGUCUGAUCUUUUCACCUUUGUUUAU